Messenger RNA from Mytilus trossulus (common blue mussel), 6272 nucleotides. Its product is annotated as transforming growth factor beta receptor type 3-like. The transcript is spliced from 17 exons. The record is from RefSeq and is a predicted model, not a curated record. Lineage: Eukaryota; Metazoa; Mollusca; Bivalvia; Mytilida; Mytilidae. Bases 379 to 2823 code for a protein of 814 amino acids. Gene Ontology annotation, cellular component: cell surface.
CUGAUCUUGCAAAUCGCCAGAUGGUGCUUUCGGCAGGUGCUUGUGACGUAGAAUAUCCUUAUAGGGAAAUGUGUCAAUUACAUGCAAAGUAAAACAACAUUCAAUACACAACGUAAUUUUUUGGUGGGAAAUUUGUGUUUACAUUUGUUAUUUUAUUGAAAUAAUACUUGAGGAUUUAAUUAAUUGAUUUUAUGGAUGUAAGCUUUUUAUAGCCCAAUGACAGAUAGUGAUACAUGAUAAUAUGUAAACAAACGCAGUACUGUUUAUCACAUAUUAAAUAGGUCAAGGGUUUUGUUGGUGCUCUGACCGAGGAAUACACAUCUUUGUUUGGAUUAUCUGACCAGCCUGACCAAUGUGAGGACAAGAGAUAACCAGAUAAUGCAUACGCUGUAUAUUUUGCUUUUUGCUUUGGGAAUAUAUACUAGUGUUGGCUUAAUACAAGUUGGUCAAACUUCACCUGCCUUACCCUGUCAGAUAGAGCUUCCAUUUACUAACCCACACAUCUCCGUAUUUUACAAACAGCCGAUCGUUGGGGUAGGAUGUGUGACCAACUUGACCACCAAGACCAACCAGGAAGUUCAUGUCAUUAAUCUGAAGAAGAGCGUGGCAGUGUAUAGAAAUGAAGUGGCAGAGGUCCACCUUUUUGUCAAGUCGAGAAAUGAUGAAGUUCUUUGGGAGCCAUUGAUAAUUGUGUUGAACUCCAUUAACCCAGUGAAAUGGAGAGUUAGAACAGAGAUUUUAGCUCCAGCCAGAAAGAAACACAUAUUUGUGAUUCCAGGAUACUCGAGUGUUAAACUUGUGAAAGGUAAUAGUCGUAGAAUUGUAAGAAGAAUUAAUCAAUUACCAGAGAAAAGAGAGAAGCUUCUGGAUUGGGUAAAACAGAGAUAUGGAGCUGUUACCUCGUUUGCAGAAUUAGAUAAAGGGAACCAGAUCACACUCCACGUAGGGCCAGAUAACACAGCAACAAGUGUUUGUGAAGUAAAAGAUUCUCAAGCAAAGACAGUUGAUGCCAUUUAUGAAAAGCCAAAACCUUUUGCAGGAUGUAUGGUUCCUCCAAGGUCAAACAUUAUGGAAAGACUUGCUUAUGUGAUAGAACUGGAAAAGGAAGAUCAAAAUACAGAACAGGUACAAAUUGAGGAGGUGGAGCUUGAAAUCAAAAGUGGAAGAAGAAGAAAAACACAUAGAAAUUUUUAUCUUGUCCUAAAAUCUCCAUGGAAGAAUGUCACUUGGAGAGUUAAAACCAAAAGAUUAGAAGGAUAUGCUGAAAUAGUAUCCAACAGCAAAAUAGAUAUAUCAGGAAUAAAGAUGGAUCCUGUUAGUGAGAGGAUAGAAGAUUUCACAGAAGAAACGGGAGAAAAAUUCCUUAAGUGGGUCGAAAAAUAUGUUGGUCAAGUGGCUAUGUAUACAGCUAUACAUUCAGCUAAUAAGAUAAAAAUGGUCAUACCAGAUACUGAUGAUGAAGAAAAGAUUAAAUCUCAGAUUUUGAACGACCCUUUUGAUGACAUACCAUUUACAAAGAAAAUUUUGAAUCGGAAUGCACAAACUGAAUGUAUAAGCCCAGGAGUGAUUAAAGUUUCUUUAAGUAAAACUGUAUACCAGACUUAUGGUUUAGAUCUAUAUCAAAUGUCAUUGAUAAGUCCUACAUGCAUUGCUACCCAGAAUGCAUCACAUAUUAUCUGGGAGUCUGCUGUAGGAGAAUGUAAAACCAGAAAAACAGUACAGGAUGGGCAGACAACUCUUCACAAUGCUCUUUUAAUCCACCGUUCACCUGUCGAUGCAAUAGAAGCAGGAAGUGGAUAUCACUAUGACAACAUUGAUGAAGAUGAAUUGAAUAUCUCAGGGUCAGGCUCAUUGAAUCAGGUGACAGAGACUUACAUUGAUGAUGAGGAUUAUAGGCACGAUGAUCCUCCAAUAAUAAGUGAUGUAAGCUGUCGUUUAGAGCAAGGCAGUGAUAAAACUACAGUUUCACACAUUGGUGAUAAUAUUAAACCUAUGACACCUCCAUCAACCAAAAUUAAACACAACAUGGAUCUAUCGUUUCGUUUACAACUGUUCAAAUCACCACUAUAUUUGGAUGCCAACUACCUGUUUCCAAUGAAUAUCUCCUUAGGCUCAAGAGUGUUUGUGGAUGCAGCUAUUGUAGGAGAUAAGUCGAUGCGUGUACAGAUUAAAUCCUGUCAUCUAAUGAAAGAUCAGACUCCUGUUAUGACAUUGAUACAAAACGGAUGUAAAAAUUCAAAUACCAAUUGGGAACCAGUUGUGAGAGGGAAGCCAUUGAUGGGAUCUGUAACCCAGAGUCAGAGAUUUAGUUUUUCAGCAGACAUUUUGUCCCAGUAUUUAAACCAGUAUAUUUAUAUCAGCUGUCACUUAACAGUGUGUAGGAACUAUCAAACAACAAACAAUGAAUUCAUACCACAGUGUAUUGACAAUAAAGAUCAGGUUUGUAGAAAUGGACUACCACCAUAUAGUCCCAGAGUUCCUAACCAUCCUGAUGUAACUAAAGGACCAAUGAAGGUUGUAAAUACUGGUAGUAGAAAAGUACAGAUUCCACCAAAGCUUAAUGUUGGUGUUGAAGAUGAAGUAAAGGAUACAGAGAAACAAGCGGGAGGCAAACAAAGUGUCGUUGUCGAUGGACUAGAAUCAGGGACUGUCAUCUGUAUUGCGUUUGCAGCAUUUUUUAUUGGUGUAUUAUUAAUGGCAGCUUUAUGGUUCAUCCAUACACAUACAGGUCCUUCAAAACGUAUAGAUACAGGGAAAAUGGGUAUUGAUGGUAGUGGUGAAAGUACGCCAAUGUCAACAGCACCUAUUGCUGUGAAUACGUAGUGUCUGUUAUACAAAGUAUCAUAUGUACUGAAACAUACUCUGCACAAUUACUGCAGCUUUAAACGGGUAGUCCAUGAUGUUCAUUCCCAGGGAGGAAGAAAUAAUGUUUUUAUUAAGUAUUCAGAUUGUAUGUUUACUUUAUUUAAAAGUCUGUUUGACAUAUCUCAAUAUUUUUUUUUUGUUGCACAACCUUUAUGUUGUAUUAUAUUAGCUUAAUUUACACGUUAAAUUACGACCAUUUUUAUUUUGACUCAUUUGAAGUCAUUUUACAGUUAUUUUUUUUUAAAGAAUUUAAAAUGGCAUCUAGUUUAGUUCUUUUGCAGUGCAUGGCUUAAAUAUUUAUAAAUUGGUGCUACAAGCAGUAUUGCAUAUAGAGCUAAUUCAGAUUUUAUAUUUUAUUUUAAAUUUUUUGCUAUUUUUUUAGCAGUGAUAAAUGGCAUGUGAUCAUUGUCAAACUUAAUGUACUUAUUAUUUUUUUUAGACUUCUAUCAGUGAAAAAAAUAAAUCUGUUUUAUUGCAGAAAACUAUAGUGCUUCAGAAAAACUAGUUGUGUAAAGUUUUUUUUAACAUUUUGUACAGAAAUCAGAAAUAAUUUUACCUCAUGCAUUAUGCACAUCAACAGACUUUUUUGUAUAUUAUUUGUGAUUGGUUGACUGAGACAGACAUUAAAAUUAGAAUAGGAUGAUCUUCAUUAAAACUUAUUUAAGAGAAGAAAUGAUGAUUUAUUUAAGAAGUAUAAAGAACUAGGAAAAGUAACUAAACCUAAUAUUGAAAUCAAAACACAAUGUGCCUUAAAUUCAGAUUAUUAUGUCAUUUUCAUCUUUUGGCAAUGCUCAUUUUAUUAUUAUUUUAAAAAAUGUCCAGUGGUUCAAAACAAAAUCUGCAUUUAUUGGGAAUAGUUUAAGGAGACAUUUUUGUUAUGAGUAGUUUACUAUCUAAAUGUUAAAAAACGGUGUGUGUAGUUCAAAUUUUUGCCAAGUUAUAUUAUGAAUGGGCGAUAGAUUUCUUAUAACUAAAAUAAGCUUUGGUUUCUCUUUGAGGUGAGAAUGACAAAAUAAAACAAGACAUAACUAAAAACAAUGAUGUGCCUGCUCAAAUUUGGCAGCUCAUGGAAAUGGUGAUGUGUAUUCCGAAAGGUUCACAAAUCUAAAAGUUAAGCUUUAAACCCAGUUUUGCUUUUUUAUUAUAGGGCUUUUUUUUGGUUUUUUUUAAUUUUUCUUCAGGAAGAACUAUAUUGGUUGUUUGUUAUGCUUACAAGGUAUAACUGAAUGGCCUAUUAUUUUGGUGCUUUAUGUUGUUGUGCUAACCAUAUCACUAUUGUUUAGAUAUUACCUCAUGUUAUAUUUAUUUUGAGCGUAUCGUUUAGAACAGGGAAUAUUUUUACUGUAUUUGUUGGUGGACAUCAUGGCAAAAUAUAUUGUUGUUUCAGUAUAUGUGAUCUUUGUAUUAACACAGCUUUACAGUUGAUUGAUAUUACUUAAAUAUGUUGACUUUAGAUGGAAUUCUGUGUUCUCAUCAUUAUCAUUCGAAGUAUAUAUUAAAACUUAGUUUAUAUAAUGUAUAUAAAGACACCUCUCUGAAAUGUUUGAUUUUGACAAAUAAAAAACUAUUGCCAAAAUAUUGACUAAGAAGACUGUGUUGUAUAUCUAACUGUAAAACAAAACAGUAUUGUAGAGAACAGUAUAGUAUUUGGAAAUUGAUUUCAGUGUGAAGUGCUUUUUAUGUGAUGGACUUCCAAAACAAAAUAUUGAAAAAACACAUUUUUAAUUAAAAAAUUUAAAAAGUUUAUUUUCUGUUUGGAAUCAUUUUAAUAUUACCAUUGUGUUUUUUUCUUUCAAAUUAUUUCUAACAAGUAUGCUAUAUUUAAGAUUGAAACAGUUGGAAGUCCUUAGUCAAACUAAUAUCUAUUGAUUCAUCAUUGGCCAACAAUACAAGUAUUGUUAAAAAUAGAAAAAAGAAAUCCUUACUUCCUUUCUGUUCUACUGGUACCUUUGUUUUGGUUUGGAUAAUUGUUUAUCAUUGUUUACUCUGAGAAUUGUUAAUACAGAUCUGAUUGUAAGAUUUGUAAUGUUUUUGAGGAGCUGUAAAUAUUUAGCUGUAUAUAUUAAUUGUUUUAGAUUUUUUGGUCAUCAGUUUUGCUUUAGAAUGUGAUAUUAUUGUCAAAUAAUGUUAAUUAUUGUUGAUCAGUGUGUUAUGAAUUUUUAAACUUUUGUGGUAGUGGUGUCAUGUAUAAUUUAUUCCCUAGCCUUGGAAUAUGACAUCAUUUUAUAAAAAAAUAUCAAUGAAAAAUUUUAUGUGACUUUGUAAUUUGUAAAUGCCAUUGAAAUUUACUUUUCCUUCAAUCCAUAUGCUGUCCCAGUAAGAAAUCAUGCAAGGGCAUGCUAUAAUAGAGAAUGCAGCCCCUGUUCAUAAAGUUAUUAAUGAGAGUUCUUAGGAAUUACGACUUUAGGGAAGCUAGGUUUACAAGUAUACAUAAAAAUAAAAGUCACACAUAUGUGUCAUAGAAUUGAUAUUGGUUCAGAGAAUAAAAUGUUUUAAUUACCUAUGAAAGUCCAAAGUCCAUAACAUACUAAUCUCUUGUAAUCCCGGUAAAUACUAUGUUGUGUUUUAUUGUUAUUAUAGGUUGAACUGACUCAGGACGAUUCAUUUAUGAUGUAUAGGUGUACAAGUUAAUACAUUUCUUAAUGUAUUAUGUAAUGUACACUUAUUCAUGUUUUAAUAUUGUAUGUUUGUAUUAAUACAUUUAAUAUGGUAUUUUCAUAUGUUUGAAUACAUUAAAUACAUGUGUACUGUUCAAUUUUACUCAUUGUAUGCAUUCAUGCAUAUGAUAUGCUUUGUGUGAACGUGUACUUUUAUGCAUGUAUUGUGUAUAAUAUGAAUAAAUACAUGUAUACAUGACUACAUUUGUAAAUGUAUUAUGUAUAUGGGAAUACUAUAAUACAUGUAUUAUGCCUUGGUGUAUGUGUUAUAAAACAAUUUCAUGUGUGAUUUGUACUGUUGAAUGUAAGAAAAUAUAUUAUGCAUGCAAGUUUUGUUUUUUUUUAAUUUUCACAGGCAUUGGCGUUUAAAUUAUUGUUUUUUUUAAACAAUUUUGCCAACACAAUGAAUUGCCUUAUAUUUGGCUUUGGGAUUUGUAAAGGAAAGAUUUCUAAACAAUUAGUUUUUUUUUGAGAAUUAAAAAAUUUAACCACUAUUUACUUUUGGUUAAUUUUUCUACAUUUUACAUCUAUGCAUAAUAAUAGUCAUAUUUUAUAAAAUUAAUAUUCAAAGUUGACUGUAAACUUCUUGUCUCUGAAAUGAAAACUAUUAUUUUUUGUGUAUAUAUGUAUCUAUAAGUGCUAAAACCCUUUGAAGUGCUACAAAAUUUUAAUUUUAAGUUUUUUUCUUUGUGCCAUAUCUUGCUGAUUUUUUUUAGAAAUUGUGGAAAUUCUGAAAUAUUGUUCUGUCCA